This is a messenger RNA of Zeugodacus cucurbitae (melon fly), 6213 nucleotides long. RefSeq lists its product as uncharacterized. The coding region runs from base 207 to 2618 and encodes 803 amino acids. Gene Ontology annotation, biological process: synapse organization. Gene Ontology annotation, cellular component: neuron projection membrane. The transcript is spliced from 7 exons. The record is from RefSeq and is a predicted model, not a curated record. Lineage: Eukaryota; Metazoa; Arthropoda; Insecta; Diptera; Tephritidae.
AAGAUAUGGAAGUGAAUUACUAAAACGAAACGUGUUUACACAGCUGCAUGAUAUUGCAAUGAAUACCGAAACAAAAACAAAAACACAGAGUAGUUAGUGCAACCGCAAAGACCCAGUAGAGAGUCGAAAAUGCUUGCCACUAGAAAAUGCUUAAUAAAUUUCCGUGUCACCACCACCUCUUAAAUGCACGCUAAUAAGCCCAAAAAAUGCGUUUUCCAUUGCGACGCAACGCGAAUGUCCUAGACACGCUCCUAACCGAGACUCUACAAAUAUUGGUGGUGUUCAGCAUAAUGGGUUGGCCAUUUAGUGGUAUGCAACAGUGUGAAACCAAGGGCAUGAGUGCGGAACGUGUACAACAGCAGCAACAACAACAACUGAGUAAGCAGCAGCAGCAGCAACAUUUAGAAUUACAUUACCUGCAUCAUCAGCAACACCACUUCCAACAACAGCAACAACAAAUGCAUAAACUAGCCACUCACACAUUACAACAACACACACCAACAAUAGGUGGUGAACCAUCGUUGGGAUUAGCAUACCGACACGACAAAAUGGAAUUAAUGACCACAACAGUAUCUCCUGCUGCUGUAGCCUCCUCCUCCUCUCAAGCCGCAGCAGCAGCAGCAUACUCGUCAUCAAUGUCCUCGCCACCAACGUCAUUAUCAUCGUCGUCAUCAUCAUCAUCAUUAGACACGCAUGACAUGCAGCACUACGCCACACCAAUAAUUACAAAAAAUUAUCAACACAAAAGAGGGGCCACAAGCGCUGCCGACGGCGAUGCGGCGUAUACGCAACCCAUCACAACGACCACAUUAACGGCUAACGAAGCCACUGCCCAAGCCACCGCUUCAAUGCCGGGUGUUAGCGUUGCGAAUGAUGUUGGCGAUGGUGCUGGGCUCACGGACAUGCGAGUUCGCUUAGCACCGUCCUCCUCCUCAUGGGCCCUACACGUGCUGCAUCGCGUUUCAAAGGACACGCAACACAACGGCGUUUACGCACAGCUUCCGCCUAUCAAUGGCGACAGCGCCUCCAACGAUUCGCAAGAGAUCGAUAAUAUGGAUUACGUCAUGUCGGAACAUAUUGCUUCGCUGACGCAUACAACAGACGACGACGAUGACGACGCAACGAGUGUGAGCGCGAGUGCGACACCGCGACUAACAGCAUAUGCAAACACUAAUAAAAAUCAUAGUAAUAACAGCAACAACAACAACAACAAUAGCAGUAGCAGCAGCAGCGAUAACGGUAACAUAAAUAUCAACGACAACAAUAGCAGUAGUAGUAAUAAUCAAACACAGAACGAUUUGAGGUCCUUAUCGUUAUUAAGCGUAAGCGACCAUAAUAUGGAAAUAUCGGCCAUGGCACAGGAGCAAACGGCGAUGGAUGCGUCCUUGACAUCUUCCAGCUCAGCCUCGGCAGCAUCAUCAUCGUCAUCAUUGUUAACCGAGUCUGAAUCUCUAACGGCGGCCGAUCGAACAGCCAGCGAUGUCAGUAUUGCCGAUGAAAGCAUCAAUACCAUCAACAGCAACAACAAUAACAUGCAACAUCUUGGCACACAGCGCAUUGCAUUGAAAACGACGGCAAAAACAAAAACAACUCUGGCCACAGAACAUCAUCAACACAAUGCGGCCAAGUCACAGGCGAUUACAACAGCCGCCACCACCGGCGGUGCAGCUGGGCGCCAACGCGGCUCAGCGAAAAAGGUGGAGAGCAGAUAUGUACUGCCCAAACCGCAGAAGACCGAUGCGCCAAUGCUCAACUACAUUUUCGAUACAUUUUCGACGGCGAACAAACAUCAUCAUCACGAUCAGAGAUAUGGACCGCACUUUGAGGAUGUGCAGCGCGUGGGACAGCCAACUAAUAUGACGGUGCAGGCGGGUAGCAGCAUACAUUUGAAUUGCAGAAUAUCGCUGCUGCAAGAUAAGACUGUGUCCUGGGUGCGUCGCAAUGCACAGGGCGAAAAUGCCUUGGACCUGCUGACGGUCGGCCUGCACACGUACACGGGCGAUAAACGCUACAAAAUGGAGUUUCAAUAUCCGAACAAUUGGCGGCUGAAAAUCACGAACGUGAAGAAGGAUGACGAAGCGAUGUAUGAGUGUCAGAUAUCGACGCAUCCGCCGCGUGUGAUACAAAUUAAUCUCUUCGUUAAUGCACCGAAAGUGAUGAUUGUUGAUGAGUUCGGUGAUCCACUACAGGAGAAAUAUUACGAAAUCGAUUCAACAUUGCAGCUGUCAUGUGUGGUCCGCAAUGUCGCCAUGGCCACAUCGGUCGUGUACUGGAAGCAUGGCGUUGACGUACUCAACUACGAUGUGACGCGCGGCGGCAUCAGCGUUAAGACGGAGCUGAUGGACGACGGCGCCAAUUCCACAUUAUCCAUAGCGAAAAUCAACAAGUCCGACUCCGGCAACUAUACGUGCGCAAUUAGUGAUUUUCAAAACUUCACCAUAGUCGUGCACAUACUGAAUGGUGAAAGUUUCGCCGAACUGCAUCACGGCGCGGCAGCUCCCACGGUUCCUAGCGUAUUCCAACAGCAGCUGGUCGUGCAUUGUGCCUUGCUCGGCUUGUUGUUGUUGCUUUUGUUGCUGCACGCGCCACAUCAACCGUACACGCUUGUGCACAGGUAAAAGUUACUCAAUUAGCCAAGCAGCGGGGCAGCGCGCAAGAAAUCCUAACCAACAAGGCUAGAAUGGAUGCGAGGAAGUGAUCGCUGUGCGGCGGAGGGUCGCCAGCGCCGUUAUAGUUGAAUUUUUAUAAUUUCACUAAUUAAGUAAGUUAAGUAAAUUAAUAUGACGUUUAAUUGAAGCAAUUAGUUAACGAAGCGAUAAUUAAGACAACUUACAUACAUAUAUAUAUAGAAUUAUAGGGUUAUAGGCUAUAAGGGAGUAGAAAGUAAAAGUUGAAUUUAUAAAAUAAAUCAAAAAAUUUGUUAAAAUGAAUUUAUUUCCAUGAAUCAGUUGUAUGUUGGUGUAUGUAUCGAAGGGUAGCUGAGACCACAGAUUUCAUUUAUCAUAAACGUGAAAUCACAUUUUUUACAAAAACACAGACACACACAUAUAUGUUUACUAUAUAAAAGUUGGACAUAUGUGCAAAAAGAAAAAAAUGCAAAGCAUUAAAAAUAGUCAUAAAAUAACAAUUUUAGUUGUUGCACAAAGGCUUCGCCAACGUGCACCAGCCAGCCGAGUAAAAUAUUUGGAGAAUUGUUGCACCCGAGAGGGAUUAUUGCAAAUAAACGUUGCAUUAUUGAGGUGAAAAAGUCAAAUAGACGCAGCGAAAUACACGCGAACCCCAUGGCAGCACCGAAAUAAAAUAUCAAUGCGCUCAAAAUAAGCAACAACACGCUAAAGUAAAUAAUUGCGGUGUGAAAAAGUGUAAAUAACGGUAAAUACGCACAUAUGUGAAAAUACAAAUUGUUGGUGUGAACAGCAAAUUGGAUGGUGUUAUUGCAAGCAAAAUGCGAAUUUCAAUGUGCAUACAAUUAAAUAAUUGUUAAAUAAUUAUAAUUUUGUGGUAAAUUUUGUAUUGGUAUUCCGAACACAAACUACAACCAGCGAAUAAUAGUUAAAUAAAUACCGCACAGCAAAAGCAAAUAUUAUUUAUGAAAUUGUUGGUAAAGCAAACAGGCAUUUCUGGCAAUCUGGCAAGGUUCAUAUGCUAUGGAGGUCUCGAUUGGUAAUUUGUAUACGGUGGUCAGAAAAGUGGGGUGUAACCAAAGUGACGGACUAUUUUUUCGAGUUAAUGCAGAGAUGAUAUUUCAAGUAACCAAAUAACAUUAAGGAUUUUCCUUUUAAGAACUCCUGAUCACUUUUUAUUCCUUUUUUAGCACAAAAUCAAGGAUAAAUAGUAAACGAGGGGUUAGUGAAUUUUAAGGGGUUAGGGGUAGUUAGGAUUUUCAAAAAAUCAAUUUUUUUUUGCAUUUUCGUUAAGAGUAAAAUCUUAACAAUAUUCUCUGAAAAUUUGAAGUUGAUCCGAUAAUUACUUUUCGAGUUUAUCGACAAAUAACAACGAGUGCUCGGGCACUCUAACACGCUAGUGUGAAGCUUUAAAUGUUUUAUUCUCAAAACUAUGUUUUUUGAACUGGUGACAACUUAAACUAGAAAACCGCUCGGUAGAUUUUAAUGAAAUUUCUACAGCUUUUAGAGUGCAUAAUGAACUCGGGCCUGAUCGAAGGAUUUUUUUUUUCAAAAAUUUCGAUUUUUUAAGACCAAUUAACUAUUGAUUUUUUCCCGAAAAUCUAAAAAAAAUUCUUGAAGCCGCCAUUUUGUUACAUUUUGAAAAAAAAACCUUCGGAUCAGGCCCAGGAUUAUCUAUUGAUAAAACUCAUUUUUUUUUAUCCGAUUGAUUUUAGAUGAAUCUCCAAGGACUUAUGAUUGUCACCGCAAGGACCUUUUUUUGAAACUGGGUCAACACAGACAGCUAUAACUUUGAAACUUAAAAUUGUUUUCCAAAUUUUCGUGACUAGGUCAAAACAUUGUAUAAUAAUGUCAUAUGAUUACUUUUGUAAAAUAACAUGAUUUAAUGAAAAAUUACUGAAAAUUCUAUUUUUUUCGUUUCUCUGACUACCCCUAUCCCUUAAGGGACUUAUAUUUUGGGUUUAAAACUAAUAUACUAAGUUGCACUUUUUUGAACUAGAAAAAAAAGCCUUAGUUCACCGUAAUUUGUUACGAUUAGAAUCAAAUUACUUUCGCCUAAAAUCGAUAAUUAUAAAGUCCUUACUGAUUGACCACUUUGUAUUUAGUUUUAUUAAAUAUACUCACGAGCCUGGGUUGGGAGUGAUUUGAACUUCGCAUGUCUUUUUGUGGUAAACUAUUGAAUAGCAGGGAGGUUUCAGUAACAGUCAGUAACAACUAUCUAUUAGGUCUACAACUUUGCUUCCGCCGUUUUUUUUUUUUUUGUAAAUGUCGCCGCACUUUUCUGGGAAUUUAAAAGAAAAGCAAAAUUUCCCGCAAAUGUCGAGAUGUCACUUUUUCAGCUCAAAAAGUGACAUUUUCAGUUGAGAAUAAGUUUAGGAUGCACACAGAUCUCUACAAAUAUUUUGUUGGGUUAAUGUUGACACAAGUGUCCAAGAUCGAUAUAAAAAAAAUCGAAUUAAUCGACCAGUGCUUGGCCCUAGAGACAUCUAUUGGAAAACGGCGGAAGCAAAAUUGUAGACCUAAUAGAUAGACAAUUUCUAAGUCAGAUUUCCAGAAAUAUUUAUCCUCGACCAUUUUGAUAAUCAUGACGGAAUAAUAAUUUCAUUCAAGGGGUCCUAGUUGACGUUGGUUUACUAAAGGUUUAGUAGAAAUCAUAUUGCGCUUACGAGUGAUAUAAAGAGAAGAAAAUUAAAAAAGGUACGAUACAUUUUUUCUACACAAUUUCAGAAGUUAUAUUCCCUCAUUGCUGAGAAUUAAUAUUACAGCAGGUACUUAAAUAAAACUCUUAGUUUGGCGCAUAAAAAGAUUGGCCUAUUAGUAGAAUUAAAAAAGGAAGUCGAUAUUAAGGACACUAAGCUGACUCUGAGCUUUCAGUGUAACAUCAGUGUAGUUUAAUAAUUAUUGAAUCUUGUUGAACAUUUUCUGUACCACCAUUCAACGAUUGCAGCCUUUAAGCUUACUUCGUUUCUUUAUGGACAGUCAUUUAACCGCAUAAAAACCAGUUCAAAACCUCUACACUCCCAUAAAAUACCACAAUUCAUAAAAAUAAUGUAAAAAUCCUGGCAGGAAAAUUAUUAUUGUUGAAUUCGAUGAGUAAAUGUUAUUGCGGUAAAUAUAUGUACAGUCACCAACACAUAAUUCCAUGCAUUUAUAGUGGUAAAUUGUAGUUUAAAAACUAUUGUGCAAUAAAAUAUUGCAAGUGAAACGAAAAUUACAGUCAUAACUGUAAGGGAAAUUCAUGUAUACUGAGCAAAAAAAAAAUAUUUUUUUUUAUAAAUAGGAAAGUGAACGCAGACAUAGUUAAAUAUACAAACAUUUAUGAACAUAUGAAACGGCUUAUCCACACACACACACAACAUAAAUCGUAUUUUCAACUGUAAAUACACAUAUAGAUAUAUAAGAAGAUUGUAUGUUAAAAACAUUUAUAAGAGCUCUAGUUAUAGCAACAAAAAAUAUGAAAUGAAAUUUCUCCAUAAAAAUAAUAAAAAAUGUUUAAGCUGAAAGUAAUUAAGUAAGUGUAGUGUAAAAGGUGAGAGGCGUUGAUGCGUUUACCAACAACAAUAAAAAUCGACUUGAAAUUAAGAAAAUA